Molecule: messenger RNA, 644 nt
Organism: Phalaenopsis equestris
Lineage: Eukaryota; Viridiplantae; Streptophyta; Magnoliopsida; Asparagales; Orchidaceae
Product: vacuolar protein sorting-associated protein 24 homolog 1-like
Exons: 4
Coding region: 1-423 (140 amino acids)
Biological process (GO): late endosome to vacuole transport; protein transport; endosome transport via multivesicular body sorting pathway
Cellular component (GO): multivesicular body; ESCRT III complex
Source: RefSeq, a predicted model, not a curated record
AUGAAUGACGUUCGUAGGCCGCCGGAGCCAGAGUCAGGAGCUGCACGAGUUGUGAACCAUGUAGGCUAUAAGGGGCCGGAGCAGCACCCGGUGGCGCUGCACGCGGUUUUGGUCAUGGAGAUGAUGAGAAGUCAUCUUGUCACAUCUGCUGGUGUCAUUGAGGAAAUGGUGAAUGAUGCUGUUGAUUCAGCUCUGGACUCUGAAGACAUAGAAGAGGAAACUGAAGAGGAGAUUGAGAAGGUGCUUACUGCUAUAGCUGGUGAGACAGCUUCCCAGCUUCCAGAUGCAGUUAGGAAGGGAAGGAUAAAGCAACCUGCUUCCAGCCAGAAAGCAGAGCAACAGUCUGAGGCAAUAGCUGAAGGUGUAGAUGAUGAGGGAGAGCUAGAGGAGAUAAGGGCGCGGCUCGAUAAAGUGAGGUCGUAAACGUUCUUUGGUAAUUUUAACCAACACAUCUAAAUUGAGUCGUCUCCAGGAGUGAAUGAGUGAUAUACAGAGAAAUGAACAUAAUAAUGUUUAAUGCCACCCUUAUUAUGUGUUAUAUAGCCCUUGUAUGCUCUAUAAUUGUAUGUAUUAAAAGAUCAAAUCCAAGAUCCUUUGGAUUUCGGAGAUAAUUGAUGAUUUUUAAGUGAAUCAAAGGCUUGUGG